AUGGACUUAUAAUAUGAGGAGGGAGAGAUCUUCGCUUAAAAAAGUGAUAAAUUGGAAGGUGUAGAUAGCGAAUCCUCAUUGCGUUCACUUAGUGAUACUAAUAGAGAAGAAAGAGUGCACAAGACUAUAAAGGAUGAGUUAAGCUCAGUUUCUUAUGUUUGUCCCAUUUUCAAUUUCAUUGGCCGUUGCACUUAAGUUGAAUGCAAAAAGAGACAUAUGUUUAUUUAAGAUGGAUUGGAUGAAUUAAUAACUGAGUAUCAAACAUUACUGGAUGUCCUGGUGAGAAAUGGAGAAAAAGUUAGAGUUCCUUAUGAGAAUGUUCUCAAAAAUGAAAGUAAAACUACAAGGCAUUAAAUUCUUAAACCAAAGGUGAUAUCCAAUUAUACUCAGGGAUUUUGUGAAAAAAACAAAAGAACAUUAAUUCAAAAGUUGAGAAAGGAUAUUGAUAAAAUGCAAAGCAAACUUAAGAUUAUAAACUAUUUGAAGAAAUGGACUUAGCAUAAGUUUGUAGAUGAGAGUGAUUUUACAGAAUUGUAUUACUCACUCAACCCUACAUAGCAAAUACAUUUUAUGAAUAUUUUUAGAGUUCUUGAGUUAUAACCACCCUCAUUUCAAUGA
This is a messenger RNA of Paramecium tetraurelia, 618 nucleotides long. RefSeq lists its product as uncharacterized. The record is from RefSeq and is a predicted model, not a curated record. The transcript is spliced from 3 exons. NCBI's taxonomy places the organism in Eukaryota, Ciliophora, Oligohymenophorea, Peniculida, Parameciidae.